AUGGCUUCAGGCCAAAAUUGUAAUCAAAAUGAAAAGUGCCUAAUCAACCCGGCUCCCGGUGUCUGCGCGGAGAACCAGCGCCGGAUGUUCUACAGCUACAGCUCCAAGACCAGCUCUUGUGUCGCUAUUUACGGCUGUUAUAGCAUCCGCGACCGUAACGUUUUCGCAACGAGGCUUGGAUGCGAGCGCAGCUGCGGCAGACGAGAUUCUAUUACGUCACUUCCGGUGGAGACCACCACCAUAUCUCAGUUUGAUUUGACCUUCGUUGACGUCGCCGGCGGAAUAAGCUUGGGUACUGCGGCGGAACGACAGAGAAAUAUGUUCAAUAUUGAUACUAGCGGGGCCGGAAGUAACAUAAUUUGGAACGCCCCUGGUGGCAUUGGUGUUGCAUACGAUGUUUUGAAUGGCGGAGCAAAUGUGAAUACAAAGAUGGGGGUCGAUAUGAUUGACAUCCGGAAUCAGGAACAGAACCGGCCGCCCAUGGCAGAUAUCCGGCCCGCAGAUAUUAGAGAAGAAAAUGUGAAUAACAAUAUGUUUGAUAUAAGAGGUGAAAACACGAUGAAACCUAUGCAGGAUAUCAGAGGACAGACUGGAAACAGUAACAUGGUUGAUGUAAGAAGCCAAAAAAGAAACAAUAUGGUUGACAUGAGACUAGAAGCAACCAAUAAACCAAGUGUUGAUAUACGGACCCAAACGGAUUCUCAACAGAGUUUGGUUGAUACAAGAAAUCAAGGCGGAAACAGAAAAGGUCUCGUUGAUAUUCGGAAAGAAUUAAACAAUCGAGUAGAAACAAUAGACGUACGGGGAACAAAUGCAUCCCCUACUAUAAUGGAAGACAUACGAACAAUGACUAGUGCUAAGGGUGUUAACGAUAUUGAUUUGGACAUAAGGUUCCAACCGCUAACAAAUGAAAGGUUUGUUGACAUACGUAACCAGGCUAAAAUAAACGCUAACGUGAUUGAUAUAAUAAUAGAUCCCUUAGAUGAAAGGAAUACGGUUGAUAUUCGACAAGCACAACAGCGAGGAGUUCAGGCACGGUUUGUUGAUAUUAGGGAAGACAUUCCAAAUCAAAAUAUAGCUGACGUACGAAAUGAUGUACCUACGGAUCCUACUUUUGUGGACAUUCGAAACGGCGGACCAAACAAUCCAAACUUUGUUGAUAUUCGGAAUGGCGGAUCUUUAACAUCAAACCUUGUUGACAUUCGGAACGGUGACCCAACUGGAAAAAUGAUAGAUGUCAGAGGUCAAGGAAAUCAACCAAAUAUGGUUGACAUCAGGAGACAAACCAGUGGACCAAAUAUGAUUGAUGUAAGAGGUCGAAACAAUGCAACAAAUAUGGUUGAUAUUAGAGGACAAAGUAGUGGACCAAAUAUGGUUGAUAUUAGAGGACAAAGCAGUGUAACAAAUAUGAUUGAUAUUAGAGGUCAAGGUAAUGGACCGAACAUGGUUGAUAUUAGAGGACAAAGCAGUGGAUCAAAUAUGGUUGAUAUAAUAGAAAAAAGUAGUAGAUCAAAUAUGGUUGAUAUUAGGGGCCAAAACAGCGGACAAAAUAUGGUUGAUAUCAGAGGACAAAAUAGUGCGGUAAAUAUGGCUGAUAUUAGAGGACAAAACAGUCAACUAAAUAUGGUUGAUGUAAGGGGUCAAAAUAAUGCAGCAAAGUUGGUUGACAUUAGAGGACAAACCAGUGGACCAAAUAUGGUUGAUAUUAGAGGCCAAAGCAGUGGACCAAAUAUGGUAGAUAUCAGAGGAGAAAACAGCGCGGCUAAUAUGGAUGAUAUCAGACGACAAAACAGUGCACAAAAUAUGGUCAAUGUAAAAGGUCAAAACAAUGCAGCAAAUAUGGUUGAUAUAAGAGGACAAAGCAGUGUAUCAAAUAUGGUUGACAUAAGAGGACACAAUAGUGGACCAAAUAUGGUUGAUAUGAGAGGCCAAAGCAGUGGACCGAAUAUGGUUGAUAUCAGAGGACAAAACAGUGCGGAAAAUAUGGCUGAUAUUAGAGGACAAAACAGUAAAUUAAAUAUGGUCGAUGUAAGGGGUCAACACAAUGCAGCAAAGUUGGUUGAUAUCAGAGGUGAAAGCAGUGCACCAAAUAUGGUUGAUAUAAGUGGCCAAAGCAGUGGACCAAAUAAGGUAGAUAUCAGAGGAGAAAACAGCGCGACUAAUAUGGUUGAUAUUAGAGGACAAAACAAUGGACCAACUAUGGUCGAUGUAAGAGGUCAAAACAAUGCAGCAAAUAUGGUUGAUAUAAGAGGACAAAGCAGUGGCCCAAAAAUGGCUGAUAUUACAAGACAAAGCAAUGGACCAAAUAUGAUUGAUAUUAGAGGCCAAGGUAAUGGACUGAACAUGGUUGAUAUAAGAGAACAAGGCAGUGGAGCUAAUAUGGUUGAUGUUAGACGUCAAAUUAUUGGACCAAAUAUGGUUGAUAUCCGAAAUCAAGGACAUGGACAUAAUAUGGUUGAUAUAAGAGGCCAAAGCAGUGGAGCUAACAUGGUUGAUAUCAGGGGACAAAACACUGAACUAGAUAUGGUUGAUAUCAGAAAACGAAGCAGUGAAGCUAAUAUGAUUGAUGUUAGAGGUGAAGUUAAUGGACCGAAUAUGAUUGAUAUCAGAGACGAAAGCAGUGCAUCAAAUAUGGUUGAUAUCAGAGGACAAAACAGUGGACCAAAUAUGGUUGAUGUACGAGGUCAAAGUAGUAGACCAAAAAUGAUUGCCGUCAGGGGACAAAACAGUGAAGUUAAUAAAGUUGAUGUCAGAAAACAAAGCUCGGGCGUUAAUGUGGUUGAUGUUAGAGGUAAACGAAAUGGACCAAAUAUGGUUGAUAUAAGAGGUGAAGGUAACGGACCAAAUAUGGUUGACAUCAGAGGUCAAAGUAGCGGACCAAAUAUGGAUGAUGUAAGAGGUAACGGUGAUGGGCAAAAUAUGGUUGAUAUCAGAGGACAGGACAGUGGAGCUAAUAUGGUUGAUAUAAGGGGACAAAGCAGUGUAACUAAUAUGGUUGAUAUCAGAGGACAACAUAGUGGGGCUAAUAUGGUUGAUAUCAGAGGACAGAACAGUGGUGUAAAUAUGGAAGAUAUCAGAGGACGAAACAGUGGGGCUAAUAUGGUUGAUAUCAGAGGACAGAACAGUGGUUCAAAUAUGGUUGAUAUCAGAGGACAACAUAGUGGACCUAGUAUGGUUGAUGUAAGAAAUCAAGGUAAUGGACCAAAUAUGAUUGAUAUAAGAGGACAUGAUAAUGGACCGCAUUUGAUUGAUAUCAGAGGUCAAAGCAGUGCAGAAAAUAUGUAUGAUAUCAGAGGUCAUGGUAAUGGACCCAAUAUGGUUGAUAUCAGAGGUCAAGGUAAUGUGCCAAAUAUGGUUGAUAUUAGGGGACAAAGCAGUGCAGCAAAUAUGGUUGAUAUAAGAGGUCAGGGUAAUGGACCAACUAUGUUUGAUAUAAGAGGACAAAGCAGUGCAGCGAAAAUGGUUGAUGUUAGAGGUCAGGGUAACGUAACAAAUAUUGUUGAUAUCAGAGGACAAAACAAUGCAGCAAAAAUGGUUGAUGUUCGAGGACAAACAAGAGGACCAAAUAUGGUUGAUGUCAGAAAACAAAGCAGUGGACCAAAUAUGGUUGAUAUCAGAGGCAAAAGCAGUGAAUCAAAUAUCGUUGAUAUCAGAGGUCAAAAUAUUGGACCAAAUAUAGUUGAUAUAAGAAAAGAAAGAAGUGGAGCUGAUAUGAUUGACAUCAGAGGAGAAAGCAGCGGACCAAAUAUGGUUCAUGUCCGUGAUCAAAAUAAUGAACCAACUAUGGCUGAUAUAAGAAGAGAAAACAGUGAACCAACUAUGGUUGAUAUAAGAGGACAAAACAUUGGACCAAAUAUGGCUGAUGUCAGAGGACAAAACAGUGCGGCUAAUACGGUUGACAUUAGAGGUCAAAAUAAUGGUUUAAAUAUGGUUGAUAUCAGAGAACAAGUCAGUGGAGCUAAUAUGGUUGAUGUUAGACGUCAAAUUAAUGGACCAAAUAUGGUAGAUAUCAGAGGGCGGAACAGUGGACCUAAGAUGGUUGAUGUAAGAGGCCAGGGUAAUGGAUCGAAUAUGAUUGACAUCAGAGGUAAAAGUAAUGGACCAAAUAUGGUUGAUGUCAGGGGACAAAGCAGUAGACAUAAUAUGGUUGAUAUCAGAGGACAAGGCAACGGACCUAAUAUGGUUGAUAUCAGGGGACAAGGCAAUGAACCUUAUAUGGUUGAUGUAAGAGGUCAAGGAAGUGGUCCCACUAUGACAGACAUACGCAAUUCUUUAAGUGAAACUAUGGUCGACAUUCGCGAGUGGGAAAGCCACCAAAAUAUGACUGACAUCAGAACGGGUAUUGGAAGCACCGUGACCGUCAUAAAUCAGACAGAUACAAGUUUCGUUGGCGAAGGUCAUAAGUCGGGCGUGAUCGAGUACGUCCCCGAUUCUCUCACGGGACUGCCGAUCAUCAGUAUCAGACAGGGAGUCCGUAUAGCCAGGGAGUGCAUGAUCAACCCUACGCCUGGACUUUGUCUGGACAGUCAGCGGAAGACAUUCUGGACGUUCAGUACGAAAACGAACUCAUGCACGCGUAUAACCGGAUGUUUCGACAUCCACGAUCGGAACACUUGGCUUACACAAGUUGGCUGCGAGAAAAACUGCUUCAAGAAUGACAGCGUUGAGGAGCCACAGGGCGCACUUCCGCUCGAAUGUCAGUUAAACCCGACCCCCGGGCGGUGCCUCCCGACGGAGGAGCGGACAGUGUGGAUGUACAACACCAAGCUAGCGGCCUGCCGAGAGGUGACAGGAUGUUUCGACUUCCACGACCGCAAUGUGUGGCCAUCCAGAGAGAGGUGCGCGUCUAAAUGUCGCCUGGAAUACACAGUUAUUGCACCUGAAAUGCCGCAGCAAACCCCAGGUGUUCGAAUAGCAGAGGAAUGUCGUAUCAACCCGUCCCCGGGGCGUUGUCAGGACAGCGAGCAGACGAGCCUCUGGACGUUCAGCAUCAAGACCUCCGCCUGCACGCUCAUCACUGGCUGCUAUAACAUCCGGGACAGAAACACGUGGCUGUCUAGGAGCGCGUGCGAGACCGGAUGUAUAAUAAAUGCUACCGAGGAGCAACCUGAUACUAGACCACUUGAAUGUCGCCUGGUGCCUACCCCCGGGCAGUGCACGUCGUCUAUGGUCCGCAACGUCUUCACGUUCAGCGAGAAGCUAGGCGUGUGCGUGGAAAUCAACGGCUGUUACGACUUCCACGACCGUAACGUCUGGGAGACUAUGACGUUAUGUGCCAAUCGCUGCCAUGUCAACGCGCCGGAUGUUCCGGAUAUGUCGAACUACGACAUCGCUCUAGAGUGCCAACUAACGCCUUCGCCGGGCCGCUGUCGCGAGUCGGAGUACCGGAAGUUUUGGACGUUCUCACCGAAGGCGGCAGGAUGCGUCGCGAUUGAUGGCUGCUACACGGUGAACGACAGAAACGUGUGGCUCACCCGGCAAUCCUGUCAACGUAGCUGCCUCCGACCGAAGGGCGUGUCCUCGGAGUUUGUUGCUCCAAGCUGUCAACGCGCACCGGAACCUCACGCAUGUGAGCCCAACCAAUCAACGGCCUGGUUUUCGUAUGACAUCACUACCGGUGCGUGCGAACCAAUAACCGGAUGCUACAAGAGGGGUGACAGGAAUGCGUUCGAAACAAAGCUCAGCUGCGAGAUAAACUGCUUCGGCAGACGGCCGGAUAUUUCAACUGAUGCCUUGACGAGAGAGUGCCGCCUUAAUCCGAUGCCGGGAAUGUGCCAACCGGAGAACAAACGGACGUUCUGGAGCUUUAGCCAAAAGACCGGAAGUUGCGUUCAGAUAACCGGAUGUUACACCGUCAAGGACCGCAAUGUCUGGCUGUCGCGCGACAUGUGUCGCAACAGGUGUCUAGAACAUAAACCGGAAACGCUCCCGGCGACGAUUUCAAACUCUCUCGUUAACUCCGAAGUAAAUACGUCGGCGUCGGUGAUGGAAGAAGAAAUCAGUAACCAGGGUAGGCGAGAAUGGGGUUUCACAAGACCGGAUACUGUAGAAGUUGUCGUUGACCAAAGGACGACCGCUGCGCCGGCGACCGUCCCGGAGGUGGCAACAGGUCCGCGACAGGAGUUAGUGGUCGCCGACAUGGUCACUUCUUUUGACAUGGAAGUUCCAGUUCAACCUGACCAAACCGGAAGUGGGCCGCAUACUCCGAACGGGGCGCCAUCAGGCACUGGAAACGUUCCCACUACACUGUCGCCGGCUAGAAAUUUGCUUCGAGACGUUAAUUUUCUUCGUAAUUUACGAGCCUUAGCUGCCAGUAGAGCGAUUAACACAAUUUUGGAAUAAGUUAAUAAUUAUUCACAUGUAAUUAGUUACUUUUGUGCAUCAUAUAAAAGAAAAUAUAUUUGCAAAAUGGACAUUGUAUCAGUAUAUUUGAUAACAUUAAUGACAUUUAGAUUAUGUAGAUCGUGUAAUCGAUCUACUGCCCAUACUGUUUUGCUUUAGAGAAAUCUAACGUUGAAAUUUAUAUAACAGCCUUAUACGUU
Messenger RNA from Dreissena polymorpha, 6542 nucleotides. RefSeq lists its product as uncharacterized. Gene Ontology annotation, molecular function: serine-type endopeptidase inhibitor activity. The transcript is spliced from 12 exons. Bases 1 to 6342 code for a protein of 2113 amino acids. The record is from RefSeq and is a predicted model, not a curated record. Lineage: Eukaryota; Metazoa; Mollusca; Bivalvia; Myida; Dreissenidae.